AAUAGCAUUAUGCAUAAGUGAUGUGCAUCAUCACAUAGCGUUUGUAUGUUUUUAUCUAACUCCUUAGCAUUGAGACCUGUUGUGCAAAAGUCUCGAAAUUCAUGGCGCCUCUUGGGGUCAGAUUGUCUGUUGAAGAAAGCCACGUGGUUAUUGAUAAUGGCUUGCUCCAAGUCACACUCUCCAAUCCUGAUGGCAUUGUCACUGGUUUAAGAUACAACAACAUUGACAAUUUGCUUGAAGUUCUUAACGCUGAAAGUAAUCGCGGGUACUGGGAUAUUGUAUGGAGUGCAGAAGGAACAGCGAGGGGUGGAGUAUUUGAAGUGAUCAAAGCGACAACUUUCAAGGUUAUAGUGGAAACAGAUGAACAAGUUGAGGUGUCAUUUUCGAGACCAUGGGAUCCUUCUCUCCAGGGAAAACUAGCUCCCUUAAACAUCGACAAAAGGUUCAUAUUGCUUCGUGGUUGCCCAGGUUUCUAUUCCUAUGCCAUCUACGAACACUUAGGUUCAAUGGAUUGGCCUGCAUUCAGCCUCAGUGAAACCAGAAUUGCAUUUAAGCUUCGGAAAGACUUAUUUCAUUACAUGGCUGUAACGGAUAAUAGGCAAAGGUACAUGCCCCUACCAGAUGAUCGCGCACCUGGGAGAGGUCAACCACUAGCUUACCCUGAAGCUGUCCUACUUGUUAACCCUGUGGAGCCUGAACUAAAAGGACAGGUGGAUGAUAAAUACCAGUACUCGUGUGAGAACAAAGAUCUAAAAGUCCAUGGUUGGAUAAGUACUAAUCCAGCCGUGGGGUUCUGGCAAAUUACAGCCAGUGAUGAGUUCAGGUCAGGCGGGCCUGUCAAACAGAACCUCUCCUCGCAUGUGGGACCCACUUGCCUCGCUAUGUUUCUCAGUGGUCAUUAUGCCGGUGAGGAGUUGUGUCCUAAAUUUGAGCAGGGUGAGGCGUGGAAGAAAGUUUUUGGACCAGUUUUCAUAUAUCUGAACUCUGUAAUGGAUGGAAAUGAUCCACUCACACUCUGGGAUGAUGCCAAAAAUCAGAUGUCGGUUGAAGUGGAAAGGUGGCCUUAUAGUUUUCCAGCAUCAGAGGACUUCCCAUCAUCAGAUCAACGUGGAAAUGUUAGCGGUAGACUAUUAGUUAAGGACAGCUACAUUGACAAGGAUUUACUACCAGCUAAGGGAGGUUAUGUGGGAUUAGCGCCACCAGGAGAUGCUGGUUCGUGGCAAAGAGAAUGCAAGGACUAUCAGUUCUGGACAAAUGCAGAUGAGUCGGGCUACUUCUCCAUAAAAAACAUACGCGUUGGAAACUAUAAUUUGUAUGCUUGGGUACCAGGAUUCGUUGGAGAUUACAAAUAUGAUGUUCUAUUUACCAUUACUGAAGGCUGCGAUAUUGAUGUGAAAGAUCUUGUGUACGAGCCUCCAAGAGAUGGGCCAACACUAUGGGAAAUCGGGAUCCCUGAUCGCUCAGCUGCCGAAUUCUAUGUACCAGAUCCUAAUCCGAACUACAUUAAUCCAAUUUUAGGCAAUCCUGCAGAUAGGUUUAGGCAGUAUGGAUUAUGGGAAAGGUACGCAGAGCUAUAUCCUGAUAGUGAUUUAGUGUAUACAAUUGGCGAGAGCGACUACAAGAAAGAUUGGUUUUUUGCUCAGGUUACAAGGAAAAAGGAUGGCAAAACUUAUCAAGGAACCACUUGGCAGAUCAAGUUUAAGCUUGACAAUGUAGAUCAAACCGGAACAUACAAGCUAAGAGUGGCUAUCGCAGAAGCAACCCUAUCCGAAUUGCAGAUUCGGAUGAAUGACCAAACAACAAGUCGCCCUCUAUUCACGACAGGACUGAUUGGGAGGGCUAACUCCAUCGCGAGACACGGGAUCCAUGGACUAUACUGGCUGUACAAUGUGGAUGUACCAGGAAAGCAAGUGAUUCAAGGUGAUAACACCAUUUAUUUGACACAAUCAAGAAGUGCUAGUCCUUUCCAGGGCAUCAUGUAUGAUUACAUUCGUCUCGAAGGGCCUGCAACUCACUAAGUUUAUGGGGGCUCUGUAGGAAUGCAUGCACAGCCUCCCCGGAGAUAUUGAUCUGACAUUGUUGCUUUUGUUUAGAAGACUUUGAGAGGUUGCAGCUUGAUAGUAACACGUGUGUGCAUGUCUGUGUUAUAAUCUAGUGCAAAUUUAUCAAGAUACAUGUAAAAUAUUCAUUUUAUUUCAUCUAGAAUUUAAAAACAUCCGAAAUUUUAUAAUAUUAUUUUUGUUAUGUUUUUA
Molecule: messenger RNA, 2252 nt
Organism: Daucus carota subsp. sativus
Lineage: Eukaryota; Viridiplantae; Streptophyta; Magnoliopsida; Apiales; Apiaceae
Product: probable rhamnogalacturonate lyase B
Exons: 15
Coding region: 102-2018 (638 amino acids)
Biological process (GO): carbohydrate metabolic process
Molecular function (GO): carbohydrate binding; catalytic activity
Source: RefSeq, a predicted model, not a curated record